AUGUCAGAUACGGAAGAAAUAGCUCAUGCAAUUGCUGGAGCCGGUGGUGGCGCAUUGUCAAUGAUUGUCACAUAUCCAUUGGUAACUUUGUCAACCUUGGCUCAAACACAAGCUAAGAAAAAGAAGACAAAGACAAAGACGCUGGUGGAGGAGGAGGUGGUGGAUAACUCCAAUGGUGAACCCCAUCAUCUUGGCAAUGGAUGUCUAUUGCAAAGAUUGAAAAACAACUCUUCGUUUGUUGCUGCAAAAAAGAUUAUUAGUGAUAAGGGAGUAUCUGGCUUAUAUUCCGGUUUAGAGAGCGCUUUAUAUGGAAUCAUGCUCACAAAUUUUAUUUAUUACUAUUUUUACGAGUUGACUUCAAAUAUCUUUUUAAAAGCAAAUAAGAAAAAUAAGAGGAAACAAGCAGGAUUAUCCACGCUCCAAUCGAUUGUUACUGGGGCAAUUGCUGGCGCUGUCACCUGUAUUGGCACAAACCCAUUUUGGGUCGCAAAUACAAGAAUGAUGGUUGCUGCCGAGAAAAAGAAUGAGGAUGAACGAGAAGCUGGCAAAGCUGCUUCGUCAAAUUCAACUUUCAAGACUAUUUUGAAUAUCAUUGAGAAAGAUGGUGUUGGAACCUUGUUUGCGGGUGUUUUGCCUGCUUUGGUAUUGGUAGUCAAUCCAAUUAUUCAAUAUACAAUUUUCGAGCAAAUCAAAAAUGCCAUAAUUGCAAAUGGUGCUUCGUUUACAUCAGUUAAAGCCUUUUUCAUUGGAGCUUUUGGAAAAUUGAUUGCAACUUCUUUAACCUAUCCAUACAUCACCUUAAAAUCGAGAUUCCAUAUCAAGAAGAAAGUUUUGAAACAAGAAAACGAAGAGAAUGUUCCUCAAUUAUCAAUGUUUCAGGAAAUUAGAAAAAUAAUCAAUGAAGAAGGUUUUGAGGGUUUAUAUGGUGGUUUAGUUAUCAAGCUCAGUCAAAGUAUUCUUACAACCGCUUUCUUAUUCUACUUCAAAGAGGAAUUGCUUGUUGGCAGUGUUAAGUUGGUGGAAAUUUUCAAAUUGUUAAACUUGAAAAAGCGGGUUAAAGCUUGA
Lodderomyces oxycetoniae is the source of this 1065-nucleotide messenger RNA. RefSeq lists its product as uncharacterized. The transcript has a single exon. Lineage: Eukaryota; Fungi; Ascomycota; Pichiomycetes; Serinales; Debaryomycetaceae. The record is from RefSeq and is a predicted model, not a curated record. The coding region runs from base 1 to 1065 and encodes 354 amino acids. Gene Ontology annotation, molecular function: FMN transmembrane transporter activity; coenzyme A transmembrane transporter activity; AMP transmembrane transporter activity. Gene Ontology annotation, biological process: transport. Gene Ontology annotation, cellular component: peroxisomal membrane.